CACAGAGCAUUACUCAGUUGCUUCGCGUCCGUCUGACGAGUUGGUUCGUUGUGUUUUUGGUGAAACGCCACUUGUGCGUUACGGUUUUGCUCCCCGCUCUAUUUCUGUCUCGCUCGCUCGUUCGUUCUCUGACUGUAUUUCUCGCUCUCGUUGUUGUGACUGUUGCCUGUGUGUUUCUGUGCGUGUGCGUACGUGUGUGUGUAUAUGUGGGGGAGCAAACAACAACAACCACAACGACAACAACAGCACGCAGAAGAGGAAGAAAAGCAAAAGCAGUUGGCAAAGGGAAUCAUAGAGCAAAGAAUUCAUAUGAAUUGGGGGUGGGCGGCGAACAAGCAAAACGACAACCCUGUAAGCACCACCACCCCCUCGGAACGUGCAUAAAAGCGUGAUUCUUAACUGCGCCAUUCACACAAACACACAUGCACACACGCAUACUUACACACACACAGUUAUAAGCGCGAGCAUAUUCACAAGUGACAACAAACAAACAAACAACCAACAAUAACAAAAAAAAAAAAAGAAACAAGAAAAGGUGACAACAGACAACGACAACGAAGUGAACAACGCGCAGGAUAAUUGCACGCGGAUUACAUAAACAGCACUCGUCGCGCCUCGUUUCGCUUUGUGGGCGUGGCAUUCAAAAGCAAGCAAACAAACCAAAAGCCACAAAAACAACAACAACAACUACAAUUGGAAUAACAAUAGCAGCAACAAGAGCAGCUGUAAUGUGCCAUUGCCAGCAAACGAGAUUAAUUCACAUCAUUCACUCAUCAAUUUCAUCAUUAUUAUCAUCAUUAACACAAUGCGCAACGCGUCCAGAGCGACGCCACUAGCAGCAGCAGCGACGCCGCAUCAGCAGCAGAAGCAGCAGCAGCAGGAGCAGGAUCACAUCAUCACCAUCAGCACUGCCAGCUUAAGCGAGCAGUCACAGGAGGCGCCACUCAAACAUUAUCAAACACCAGCAACUGUAGAGGGCGCUGCAACUGCAACUGGAACGGGAGCAGGAACAAUUAUCGGAGCGACAAACGUACAGCAAUCGAUAACACAGGGAUCACAACAACAAUCGUCGGACUCCACAUCGAAACGAUCUGGUGGCGCCCUCUGUCGUGUCAGUCAGCUAGUCAGCUAUCAGAAUAACAUUGCCGAUGUGCAGCAUCGACGGGGACGUCGUCUGCAUGGACUGCAGUUGCCGCUGCAUCCGUUGCAGCUUUUCGGCUGGCUUGUGCUGCUGCUCUUCGGUGUGGCCAGCUAUUGGGUAUUAAUACCAGCAUUUCAUGCACCCAUUCAAGGACCCCUCUAUGGUCUAAUCUCUGGCCUGUACGUCGUGCAUAUUGCCGCCCAUUUGACCGCUCUGCUGACCGAUCCCGCCGACAAAGAGUUGCGUCGCGUGCAUCGCAACGAUCGCAUUGUGCCCGAAUUCGAUCGCAGCAAACACGGUCACGUCAUCGAGAACGGACGGUGUCAUUUGUGCAACAUUCGCACCUCGACGCCGCGCACCAAACACUGCUCCGUGUGCAACAAGUGUGUGGGGAAGUUUGAUCAUCAUUGCAAGUGGCUGAAUCACUGCAUCGGCUCGCGCAACUAUGUCGCCUUCCUAAUGUGCGUCGUCAGCGCUGUGGUGGCCACGCUGGUCAUUGUGGCCGCCGUCAUUGGCCAAAUUGUGCUGUACUAUGUGCAACCCGAUUGGCUCAGCUUCUAUUGGUGCAACAGUCGCUUGGAGUCGACGGAGUUGGAGUCCAGUGACUACAUCAAUCUCACGCUAAGUCUGAGCAAUGGCACCAUGAUGCUCUUGGAGCAGGAGACGGAGGAGCAACAGCUCUAUGUGGACACACAACUGGAUAAUCUAACGGUGUCCACGUUGCCCACGCUGUUGGACAACUUUACGGCCCUUCUGGAGCAGACAACGACAACACCGACGACGACAACGUCGCAGGUGAAUCACACACAGGUGACACCGCUUGUCGCUGGCAUCGGGGUCCAUGAGACCAUCUAUCUGCUGCUCCUGGGCGUGCUAGGUUUGCUGGCCGCCAUUAGUGCCGGACUGCUGCUGCAUCUGUGCUUCUUUCACAUCUACAUCUCGUUCCUGGGACUCACGACGUACGAGUACAUUCGCAAUCAUCGACAGGCGCAGGAGGCGAAAGCCAAACAGUUGCUCGAGCAGGGCAAAAAUGGGGGCGUGCACUUCAAUCCACAGUUGCCCACACUGCAACAUCCGUCCAAGUUGCCUGCUGCAGGCACUCAGCUCUACUGCUGCUCCAGCGUGCCGCAUCCCAAUCAACAACAGCAGCAGCAGCCGUUGCCCGAUGCAGGGGGAGCAGCAGGAGUAGCACAUCAGCUGCAUUGUUGUGCCAGCUCGAGGGAAUUCCAUCAGCAGGCACGCCAAGCGGUCUAUGUGUGCUCGCUGCUACAGGAGCGACGCCACGAUCAUCUCCAGCAGCAACUGGAUGCAGUGGAUGCUGCGCAUGAGGCGUCCUCGUUGCGUGCCUCGUUCCACUGCUGCUCGAGUUAUGCGGCCAGCGCCAUGCAGCGACGUGUGAGCACGGCGGCCAGCGCUAAGGCGGCGCUUGAGCCGCGACAGCGUGCCCCAAGGGGCGUGGCAGGCAGCGCCGCUGCCUAUUUGCAGUACACGGAACAGUGCACGCUUUGCACGUUUCAGUUGCGGAGUCCGUUGCGCGGGGGUCGCGGAAGUGCAGCGGGCAGCAGCAGCACACGGACUCUAGCCAGCCAAACGGCCACGCCCUCGGCCUCGUCGUCGGCAUCGGCCGCUGGGAAUAUAUCGAAGCAUCAGCGCUGGCGUCGAAAAUGGAAUUGUUGCGCCAAUGUGCCCGACAGUCCGGAUGUGCCCAACGAUCUGCUCGCUGCGUUGUCGUAUCGCGAGCACGCCGCCACCGUCAGUGGCAAGAUCAAUGCCAGCGAGCUGCCCGUGCAGUUCAUACGCAGCCUCGAGGUGCCACAUGGCGGCGGUGGCAACGAGUUGCCGCUGCCCCUGAAGACGCCGCGCAGCUCCCGCUUGCGGCACAUGCUGCGACUGCUAGGACGCUAUCGUCGGACACGUUGUCAACGGGGCGGAGCUCAUGGGAAUCACGGUGUGGCAGCGGCGGAGCAGCAUGUGGCCGCCAUCAAGCAGAAUCAGAUACGUCCGCUGCAGCUGGCGGGACGAGGCUACGAUGCGGGCUACGAUGCCUCGACGACGACGCCGCCACCGCAAAGUUCGCCGAGUCGCAACAGCAGCGACAGCAUCAGCAACAGCAGCGAGCUGAGCACAGAUCACGGCGGGAAGGAACUAAUGCUACUGCCCACCAGCGUGAUACGCGACGAUUGUGUCACGACCAGCUAUCAGUUGACGCUGCCACCCGCAUUGCCGCCACCCACGCGUCGCAAGAUGCCCAAUGCCAGCGAACUGGCUGAGCUCGCCGAAACGUUGGGCUUUGUCACCUCGCAUUCACCGUCAUCGGCAUCGUCGCAUUCCUCGUCCAAUUGCAGUCGCCAACUGCCGGGAUUGGGCAACGUCUAUCGACGUCAGCGGCGCAAGCAUUUCCUGCGCACACGAUCGCCCACAUUGUCGCCCAUCCAUGAGUCGGGACUGUCGAAUCCCACAUCGCCGCAGCCGUUGCGUCACAGCCUCGUCAGCGGCAGCGGCAGCGCCAACAGUGUGGCCAAGUGUUCGCCGGAUGUGGCACGUUCCUCGGCGUCUCUGGUGCAGAAUCUCUGCGGUCUCGCCGGAGAAGCGUUGCGCAAGACCGCCUCGAAUAGUUCGCUGCAGAGCAUCAGCUCGAACUCGAGCAGCACUUAAGUAGAAGAUGGUGGAUUGUAGACAGUUCCUUGCAUGGUUUCUGCUUAGUCCAUAGGUUAGUCAUUAAAAGAUGCAAAAAGUGGAAACUCCGUUUAAAUCCCAGUCCAGUUUCCAAUUAUGGGAAUAAUACGCAUUCAAUCCGUCGGUUACCAAAUUCAAAUUCAAAGUUUGAGGCUUUAUUUCACUGUAAAUGCCCCCAAAUUGUCUAGGCGCUAUAAGUACGAUAUUAUUAUAUUAUUAUUAAAUACGCAGUAAAAGCUAAAACUAGUUCUAUUAUUUAACUAAUUCUUGUUGGACUUUGAUGU
Messenger RNA from Drosophila albomicans, 4101 nucleotides. RefSeq lists its product as uncharacterized. Gene Ontology annotation, cellular component: Golgi apparatus; endoplasmic reticulum. Gene Ontology annotation, biological process: protein targeting to membrane; peptidyl-L-cysteine S-palmitoylation. NCBI's taxonomy places the organism in Eukaryota, Metazoa, Arthropoda, Insecta, Diptera, Drosophilidae. Gene Ontology annotation, molecular function: protein-cysteine S-palmitoyltransferase activity. The record is from RefSeq and is a predicted model, not a curated record. The transcript has a single exon. The coding region runs from base 806 to 3796 and encodes 996 amino acids.